AUGAUAGGUGAAGAUGUCAAACCAUUUACUCCUGGGAAAGCCAAGGAAAUUGUGAUGUCUCUACAGCGACCUGCAGUCUUCUGUAACAUGGUUGGCGACUGGCCAGCCCUGCACUGGAAUGCGAAAUACCUUUCUGCGGUGUUGGAUGGGAAGACGAUCCAGUUUAGGCUAGGUCUGAAGACGGUGGAUUUAGUUCCCCAGUUUGAAACCAGGUGUAGCUACGUGAAGGCUACACUUGAAGAGUUUUUGGCUUGGAGUUGUGGGCAGCCUUCUUGUCUCUCUGGACCAUUCAGUUGUUACGAGUACUCCAAAUAUUGGGCUUACGCUGACUACAAAUACAUUGCCAGGAUAUUUGAAGACAAGCCAGAAAUUUUCCAGGAUAUAAGGUGGUCUGACUUUGGUUUUCCUGGAAGAAGUGGAAAAGAGAGCACACUGUGGAUUGGUUCUGAAGGAGCAAACACCCCCUGCCAUUUGGACUCCUAUGGCUGCAACUUAGUGUUGCAAGUACAAGGAAGGAAGAGAUGGCACCUCUUCCCACCUGGUGACACCAGUUUCCUUUAUCCCACGAGGAUCCCUUAUGAGGAAUCCAGCAUAUUCAGCAAAGUCAACGUUGCCAACCCUGAUCUGAAACGCUUUCCCAAGUUUAGGAAUGCAACAGCCCAUGUGGUUACACUCAGUCCAGGACAGGUCCUGCUUGUUCCAAGGCACUGGUGGCACUAUGUGGAAUCCAUUGACCCCAUCACCAUCAGCAUAAACUCUUGGAUUGAACUGGAUGCAGAUCAUGAAGCCCGUGUAGAAGAAGCAAUAACUCGAAUGCUGGUAUGUGCCGUAAAAUCAGCAGAAAAUCCCGGUGAUGGAGAUCUCUGGCUAAAUCCCACAGAGGUUGAGGCAACAUCCCAUGAAAUCAAUCUACAGUACCUGAAUAAAGCAGUGUCUGCAUAUUUCAGUUGCCAAAAGGCAAGUGUGUCAGAGCAGGCACGUCCCAGCAGCACUGGUGCAGAGCAAAGGACAAGCGCCUCACGCAAGAGGAAGAAAAAGAAAGUUGGCUGUGAACCAGAGGGCUGCAGAUUACUAACCCAUGAAUUUGGCUUUUCAACAUUUAAAGCAGAAAAGUUGCAGAAAAUACCUUUUGGGCCUCAUCUUAUUGAAGUUUUACCACAGUCUCAAGAAACAAGCUCGAUGGGUGCAGUUGCAGUUGGAAGUGACAGUAGAGAUCCCCAUGAAAAUGAAGGAGGACAUUUUGGAAAGUUACACUGCACCAGGAAGCAAUUGGUAAUGAGUAAUGACUGUGAAACGCCUGCACAUCAAAUGGAUUCAGACAGCAGUCCAAACGCCUCGCAAACAGCCCUUUCUACCAAUGAUUUGCUAGACUGUUUGGUUAAUCCGCAUGUCAUCAGUUUAGUGGCUCAGCUGCUGUUGGAGAGAACAAGAGUUUAGUGACAGAGUGCUUUAUCAUUUCUGAAAUAAAUCAAAUGGCAGCCUUAUUCUGGGUGUUUAAGCUCAGUAAUAAUUGAAUGUUUCAUUUCAAAUAAUUUUUAGGUACAGACACAGUUAAUGGUUAAGUGGCAGACUGAAGCUGAGCUGAAAGAAGAAUAACUGGUUAAUGAUGGCUGGGAAGAGACAGGUGUGUUUAGUCAGAGCGCUCCUCAGUGUUAUAAACAAAACAGAGCAUACACAGUUAUAAUCCCACCUUGUUGUGUGGAUGGGAUCUUUAAAAUGUUCUACAGCUCUGAGCAUUGGCUGGGGACAACUGUGCAGAAACAAGCAGGCUCUGCAUUUCAGGGGGUAACAGCAUGGGCUGUAAUUCUUCCUGGAUUAAGUUUGCUAGACCUAAACUGCCAGAAGGGGGGGAUGUCAUGUUCUUGCAGUGGUUUCUUGGGUUUUGGGGUUUUUUUUUUCCUUUUAAACGGGAGCAGCCUCACUGUACUGACCAACAGCUUCAGUCUGAGCACCCUCGCUGCCCCAGGAACCAGGCAAACUAGCUCUGGUCUCAAGGCAUCCCUCACCACAACGGUGAAUCCUGCAAGCAGCAGUCACUAGGAAUGAAUGUGGCUUAGCCAUAUUGAAGAGAUACUGCAGCACUUAAUGCUUCACAGCUGGGGUCAGAAUUGGAAAGCAGACUUGAAGCUAGAUGCAUUUGAUCCAUGUCUACGUUCAA
Molecule: messenger RNA, 2158 nt
Organism: Aptenodytes forsteri (emperor penguin)
Lineage: Eukaryota; Metazoa; Chordata; Aves; Sphenisciformes; Spheniscidae
Gene: HSPBAP1
Product: HSPB1 associated protein 1
Exons: 8
Coding region: 1-1437 (478 amino acids)
Molecular function (GO): 2-oxoglutarate-dependent dioxygenase activity
Source: RefSeq, a predicted model, not a curated record